AUGACAGAGUGAGUGCAAUCUUUUGAUUGGCGUGGGCGCUUCAAAGCGGCACUCACAAUGUUGAUCUGCAAUGUCCCUGGCUGCUCAGCGCUGCGGAUGACCCUUGGGCCGGUCACGUCCGCGGCUCGACUCCAGAGCCAGCGAGUGUGGAAGAACCAGUGAGCGAAUCUCUCGCGUACGCACCUGACACACGCGUCAGACAGGAAGAGCGUCUGGAUCCACUCUCUUCUCUGUCCGAUUUUGCGCCGCCUGGUUCUGCUGUCUCCGAACCGGGCGGAAUUGCUGUGUCGCAGCUUGUCGCAGCGUCAACCGCAGACGUUGAGGAUGAGCUCGAGGAAGGCGAAAUCCGCGAACCCUCGAGCGACACAAUUCUCGCCAAUAGUGAUACAAUCUUCGCCAAUACUGAAACUUCAAAUGAACCUAUCUCUGCCGUCACCGAAGAGGGACAGGGCAAUUCAGAAGAGGAAAGCGAUGAGGACGAAGCAUUCGUGUACACCGGUGCCAGUUUCGGGACAGCUGUCGCAGAUGCCGCAUCAAAUCGUACUGGCGCUGAGGAGCAACUAUCACAUCAAGUGGCCAGCCUCAAUGUUGCUACACCGACCAACGAAUUGUCGAACCCGACUCCCGUAGCUCAGUCUACGGCGCUUCAAACGCCUUCGGCGCCAGCAAUUCCUGUCGACCACUUGCAGCUUGCAUCUCUGGCGACCUCUGGCCCUCUUUCCGCCCUCAAAGCGUUUUUCGCCCAUGCUUCCUCAGCAAAAGGUGGAAGCCAUAGCGCUUUCGCUCUUGCAAAUGAGCCUAGUCCUGCCUCUGGGCUGGUUCCCUUGCACUACGCUGCAAAGGAGGGAAAAUCCGAGAUUGUCCGGUGGCUCGUCGACGAAGCCGGCGCCCUUGCUGAGCUGGAAGAUCGAGAAGGAGAGGUAAGGCGCGGAUGGCGUACCACAUACGUUGCGUUGAGCUGACACCUCGAUGUCGCCCGUUUGCAGACCGCGCUUCACAAAGCUGCUCUCGCCGGCAAGCUACCCGUCAUCUCGUUCUUGCUCACUCAUGGCGCCGAAGCGGAUGCCAAGGACAAUGAUGGCUGGACUUCUUUACACAAUGCCUGCUCGAGAGGCUACUUGGACAUUGUGCGAGUCCUUACAGAAAAUCACGGUGCCAGUGUGGAUGUCAAAGGAGGUAGGGCUGGAUGGACGCCGUUGAUGAACGCAGCUGCUGGAGGACAUUUACCUGUGGUGCGCUACUUGUGCUCCAAGUGGAAUGCCGACCCUUUUGCGCGCAACGCCGCUGGCGAGACGGCGUACGAUGUGGCAGCUGCAACCUUCGAGACUUUCGUCUCCGAAGUCUUGGAUAAGUACGAAACGGAGCGUUGGGCCGCGCUGCGCUUUUCCGGUCCCCCUCCCGCCGGGGGCGUCCCAACCGGAUCUGCUCAAGGCGCAUACAAUCCCCUCAGGCUUCACACGACGGUUCCCAUCGUUUUGCACGAGAACCAACGUCUAGACACUCGAUUGUCGACCUUGGCAGUGCACGGCGGAAAGCCGAGAUGGAGUGGCACGAGCGCUGGUCGCCCCCACAAACCAGAUCGAAGAGCGCCCGGCACCAUGCCACCUGGCCCACUUUCUUCGUCCCGAUCUCGCAACAUACCAAUGAGGAGAGAAGACGUUGGUCUGCCCACAAGGGAGAAUCCUUACAAGCUUGUGCUUCCCACACGCAGCGAGCAGAUCGCAGCUGCGCUUGCGCGAAGACAGGGAGGGCAAAAUGGAACGAACGGGAGCGCUGCGCCCGAAGAGUUAGGCAGCACGCCGACCCCACAGAGUGUCCUCAGUGCUCGAGCAGCUGCGGGCACGGGCGAAGCAGGAGCAAGAGAUGUUCCGCCUCAAUCUGAACGCAGCCACUUCUGGCUAUCGGACUGGCAGACUGAUCUGACUCAUCCAUUGGUGGACGCAGACGAGGGUUGGCAAUAUGCGCAGUCCUUUGACGCGCCUGAUGAGAGGUGGACAGCCGCCAUCCCGCCUCCGCUAUCUAGGAUACUGGAGGGCAAAGGCCUCGGUGCGAGCGUCAGCAGGGCUGUCACCGGCGGACUUCUGCCCGGACCUGGUCAGACGAGCAUCAAUGGACAUGGAGCUGGACACGAGCAAGAGGCCGUAGCGACGGGCUGGGUGAGACGAAGGAGAUGGGUCAGGGUUAUGAGAAGGAGACUCGACAUUGAGAUUGGAGACGAGCUAGAAGCUGCAGAGCUGGCACACUUUUCUGCGACUCUGACUGCUACAGGAAGCACAAACGGGCCUUCGGGUCGUCCUGGUGCUACUCUCUCGUCGGUUGCUGUGAUCGAAGCCGAGCAAGCAGCACGGGAAGCGUGCCUUGCUCUUGGUCCGUCUGCCGAUUACCUAGCCAGAUCUAAGGCGUUGGCGGGAGAAUCGGCAGCUGCUGGAUCCACGCCUGCCGACGCCCUCGGAGAAGGCGUGGAUGAGCUGAGAAGACGCAUAGCUCGACUCGACCUGGCCGUUGCGGAGCUGAGAGCUUCUGCAUUCAGCGAUGAGGAUGCAGACAGGCGAUCUCAUGCCGAGGACAUGCUCAAGGAGUACACGUUGCAGCUUGGACAGCUGAGGCAAGCUGCUGGUCUGGAGGAAGGAAGCGAAGAUGGGGAUAGCGACGAAGAUGAAGACUUCAUCUACCCUAAUUCCUACAAAGAUGAUGGACAGUCUGUCAUCACUCGUCUUGGUCCAGCCACUAGCAUCCCCACCGGGGCUCGCCCGUCUUUGUUGAACAGACAAAGUAGUACAGGUGCCUCGGUCUUUGGAGCUAUUGCACCUUCGGAAGCUGGCACGAGCAUCACUGCCAUGAGAAGCGCGGAUCUGGCCGCCUCGAGCGAGUUCCGGGUUCCGCAGAAUGAGCGUCCGAACAGACCUUCAGCGGCUGGUGCUGCGGUACACGCUCUUCGAGAGCAAAAUCUCGUUCCUACAUGGCAGAGCGACAGCGAUGUUGCCGAAUGUCCCGAUUGUCAGCGAAAAUUCACCUUUUUCCUUCGCAAGGUGAGUCUUGGGCUCUGCUCUACCUGCACACAUGAGCUAUGAUGGCUGAAUCAGGUAUUCACCAUCUGAAACUGAAACGUGUGAUAGCACCACUGUCGUCGGUGCGGACAAAUCAGAUGCGACCGUUGCUCCUCUUCUCGGGCGGUGUUGGCCGCUUCGGAGAUUGUCAUCGAUCCGGGAGUACCAGAGAUGCUAUUCACAGAGUCUAGCGGUCCCACACGUAUAUGCGAUCAGUGCAACGCCGAGAGACAAUUGCCGCCUUCCAUUGGUAGCAGGGGCGGUCUAUCCAGUCUGAACGGUGUCGCUGGCAGCCAUGGGCAACUAGGCGGAACGGCAGGCUUUGGAACGCAUACUGAACUCAACAAUGGCGGUUUCAAUGCAUCUUCGGGCAUCAGCGAUGUCAGCUCGAGAGCUAGUGAGCUCAAUGAGUGUCCAGUCUGCAACACCACCUUGGCUAGCGUAGGCGACUCUGCAGCGCAAGAGGAGCAUGUUCGCGUGAGUCUGGCCUUUCCUUCCAAUGGCGUAUCAACGAUGUGGAGAGCUGACGGUCUUGAUUCCUCUCGUGACAACACGCAGACAUGUCUCGAAAAUGGCGGAGGCGGAAGCGUGCAGGGUGGUAGAUAUCUCAUCUACAAGUUGACUGACGGUCCCAUUGUGGGCAAAGAGUGCAUCAUCUGUCUCGAGGAUCUUCAGCCUGGCAUGACCAUUGCGAGAUUGCCCUGUCUUUGUUACUACCAUCGCCAUUGGUGAGUGCUCGAGACGCGCCUUCGCGACUGCGCGAAUCAGCACAGCUCACUGUCUCUUCACUACUGUCCAUUUCUCGCCCCCAGCAUCGACUCGUGGUUCAGUCGCGGAAAGGCCUGUCCCACUCAUGCUCGCACCUGGUAG
Ceraceosorus bombacis is the source of this 3917-nucleotide messenger RNA. The record is from the annotation of a GenBank genome assembly. Lineage: Eukaryota; Fungi; Basidiomycota; Exobasidiomycetes; Ceraceosorales; Ceraceosoraceae.